Messenger RNA from Nanorana parkeri, 755 nucleotides. It is a transcript of the gene SHISA3, whose product is annotated as shisa family member 3. Bases 1 to 702 code for a protein of 233 amino acids. The transcript is spliced from 2 exons. The record is from RefSeq and is a predicted model, not a curated record. NCBI's taxonomy places the organism in Eukaryota, Metazoa, Chordata, Amphibia, Anura, Dicroglossidae.
AUGGGCUUAUUACUGCGAUGCUACUUAACGCUCGCCGCCUUGACUUGGGGCACUGCCAGGGCUCAGGGAGAGUACUGUCACGGCUGGGUGGACGCUGCCGGCAAUUACCAGGCGGGAUUUCAGUGCCCGGAGGACUUCGACACUGUGGACGCCACCAUCUGCUGCGGGUCGUGUGCUCUGCGCUACUGCUGCGCCGCCUCUGAUGCCAGGCUGGAGCAGGGCGGCUGUACCAACGACCGGGAGCUGGAGGACACCGGCGUCACUGCGCAACCAGUUUAUGUCCCAUUCCUGAUUGUUGGAUCUAUAUUUAUUGCCUUCAUCAUUGUGGGUUCUUUGGUGGCUGUCUACUGCUGCACAUGUCUACGACCAAAGCAGACUUCUCAGCAGCCAAUGAGGUUUACAUUGCGGACUUACCCUCCAGAAUCUCUUCCUAUGAUUCUCACUGGUACUGCCUUACGAACUCCAUCCAGACAGUCCAGCACUGCCACUAGCUCCACGUCAACUGGAGGAUCAGUACGUAGACUCUCCUCCUCCAGGACAGACCCUGGAUGCCUAGUGACCUCACCACCUCCUCCGUACUCUUCAGCACACUCCAUCCACCUGAAUCCAUCAUCUACUUUUCUGGUCCCCACACAGUACUUCUCUUACCCACUGCAGGCAGAUGGAAACCCAAACAAAGCCUUCCCUGAUUUCCGGCAGUAAGAGGGACUGGAGAUCUGUGGAGCUUCGCUGAAUAAAGAAAAUUAUUGUUGUGU